AUGGCAUCAAGAAACCCUGUCCACAGCCUUCCUGAAAAGAUUCAUUCCUUACUAGGAUUGAAGUCACAUCUGACUUCCAGCUGGGUUAAAUCUGUUUGUGAUAUAAUAAGAAACCAACCUUCUCAAGGACAGUCCACUGAGACUCACUUAACCAUUACAAAUUUUGAGAUAAACAGUUGUUCAGAGAACCGUGAUGAUGAUGAUGAUUUAAGCAAUGCUGCCUCAAAUAUUAGAGAUGAACUCGCUAUCUUGACUGCCCACAUUAAUGAAUUGAACAAACAGAGAAGGCAGGUUCUAAAUGAAUUUCUGGACCUGAAAGGUAACAUUCGUGUGCUUUGUCGUAUAAGACCCAUCACAAUAGGGGAGAACUUUGGCCGUUUUAGGCCUGUCGUUGCAUUAGAUUCGAGUAAUGUUCAUCUAAGACUUACUGAUAAUAAGAGUAAAAGUUACAGUUUCGACAUGGUUUUCCACCCAGGCUCAUCACAAGAUGAAGUCUUUUCAGAAGUUGAGCCAGUCAUCAAAUCUGCACUUGAUGGCUACAAUGCAUGCAUAUUUGCAUAUGGACAGACGGGCACAGGGAAAACCUUCACCAUGGAAGGAACUCCAGAUUUUCCCGGAGUGGUGCCCCGUGCAAUUGAAGCACUGUUUAAGCAAGCAGUGGAUAGUAACCAUGUGUUUCUAUUCAGUUUCAGUAUGCUUGAGAUUUACAUGGGAAAUCUCAAAGACCUGCUCAUUCCUCAACCAACAAAGGCAAUGGAUCCACUGCCACCAUGUGGUUGUCUAAUAGAAAUCAUAGCUCUGGUUGUAGGAGGCCUUGAGUUCGAAACCUCCAAUCUCCAUUCCCCCACUUCUCCACUGAUUUGCAAGUUGAAGAAAUUCAAAGUAAUAUUGGGAAAAAUUCCCAAAGCAGCACUAACAAUCCCAAAGGGUGGGAUUGAAAUUGAAAACCUUGUGGCUAUUCAAGUGAGUGACUUCAACCAAGCUUUGAAACUAUAUAGACUAGGGUGCCAGUUCAGGUCAACUGCAUCAACAAAUUGUAACGUUACUUCCAGCAGAUCACACUGCUUGAUUCGCAUAUCAGUCACAUGUAGUGGAGCGCCUGAGAGGCGACGAGAAACAAAUAAAGUUUGGUUUAUUGACCUGGGGGGAAGUGAGCGUCUGCUGAAGACAAAGGCAUGGGGAAGAAGACUAGAAGAAGGAAAAGCCAUUAACUUGUCACUUUCUUCUCUUGGAGAUGUCAUCAAUGCCCUUCAGACUAGAAAGGGCCAUGUACCUUACAGGAAUAGCAAGCUGACGCAGGUUCUUAAAGAUUCCCUUGGAAAGGACUCAAAAACUCUAAUGCUUGUCCACAUCAGUCCUAAAGAAGAAGAUCUCUGUGAGACAGUGUGUUCUUUGAAUUUUGCAACAAGGGUGAGAAGCGUUCAUCUAGGGAAUACAGAUUCAACUGAAGAAAGGCAGAAGGAAGUUGCAAUGAUCAAUCUGCAACAAAAGAUGAAAAUGAUUGAAGUUGAGCGCCAGGAUGUCAGAAUGAGUAUCAAGAAGUUAAAUGAGGAAUUGGAGAAAUUAACAGGGACAACCCAAUCUUCCAGUGAGAAACUGGAUGCUGACAAUUUAUUUAACGACUUGCCCCAAGCUAAUCUUAAAACAAAAAGGAGCAAGACUAGAAAUAUUGCAGCAGCUCCCUCUUCGCAGGUACCAAGGUUUAUGAGACCUACUAUUUGCAGCAGAAGAAAAUCUGGACCCGAACACCUAACUUUUGAAGAGAAAGUGAGAUUCCCUGCAAGAAGGAGAAGACCAAUGAACCAUCAUGCUAAAUCUGUAAAUUUCCCUGUAAAGGGUACUUCAGAAAACAACUCAGAAUGUAGUAUUUCCAGAAAUAGCUGUUUAGUGGCUUUGAAGAUGAAACAUAGUGCAGAUGUAGAAACAGAAUACAGUCAGGAUCUAUCAGAAUGUGACAUUAAAGAGGUUGUAUUCCCAGAACAGGAAGCAUCACCAAAAUCCUCCAAUCAUCACAGAGAUCAUAGCGAGGAAUGUGAAAAUAGACAUAAAAGUAAUGCUUGUUCUGCAGAAUAUUAUGUUGAUAAGUGGCUACUCCUAAAUAAGAAUGCACCUGCUACCAGGAGUCAUUUUCACAGGAACAAACGGAUUCCAGCUAUUCCUACCCCAGAGAAGAAACAUAUAUGUAAUGGACAAAAAGAAAGAGACCAUUUGCAGGAUGAGGAAGUUCAAAACCGCAAGAAUGCAAUUGAACAGAUUGUCAACCACAACAAAUUGAAGAAGCAUGGUGAUGUGGAGGGAUCUCAAAGGUCCAUGCAAGAAGUGGUUAUUACCAAACCUCCCACAAAUUUGAAGGAUUUUGACAAUAUUGAUUCAAGAUGUAACUCUGAUUCUCCAUCAGAUGAAUUUGUUGAAGAUAUAAUAAUACAUACAAAAGACCAAUUAGAUGGCGUGCCAAUGGAGACACGCAUAUGCAACACCAUUUAUCCACCUGAUAUUUGGUACAGCAGUUUGCAUUCGAAUGAAGAUGAUAAUGGGGUCAACACUUUAUCACCAAAGCAGGUACCAUUUCAUGAAACAGAAUCCUCAGACAGUUUCUUGUCAAACAAUAGCAAUUGGUGCCAAAUUUCUACCUCUAAUUUAGCUUAUAGCAUUUUGGACUCGAGAGAAGAUUCUGGAAUCUCAAUUUCAAGAAUAGAACUAAAUUCAGGCUGUCAACAAGUGCCUACCACAAUACGUGGGGAAGAAUGUGAAAAGGAAGAUCUGAACACGUUAUUUCAGAGCUCUGCAGAAGGAAUUAGACAUGGCCUACACAAAAUGAGAUCUCAAAGAGCUUUAUUUAUGGAAUAUGAAACUCCAAAGGAAGCAAUCAAGCCACAGCAACUGAUAAAGUCACAAGAAAAUGAUAUGAACUCAGGAAUACGCCAUCUUCUUCAACAGAAAAUUCAGAUUCUAUGGGCCAGUGCUCUUCUAGGGUUAGGAUUUCAGAACUUGGGACUAGAGCAGGAAUUCUUCCUCGGUUUAAUACUUUGA
Messenger RNA from Prunus armeniaca (apricot), 3030 nucleotides. The record is from the annotation of a GenBank genome assembly. Lineage: Eukaryota; Viridiplantae; Streptophyta; Magnoliopsida; Rosales; Rosaceae.